Colletotrichum siamense is the source of this 2685-nucleotide messenger RNA. RefSeq names its product Alanine racemase TOXG (gene TOXG). Gene Ontology annotation, molecular function: protein binding; U4 snRNA binding; lyase activity. Gene Ontology annotation, cellular component: U4/U6 x U5 tri-snRNP complex. Gene Ontology annotation, biological process: amino acid metabolic process; mRNA splicing, via spliceosome. The record is from RefSeq and is a predicted model, not a curated record. The transcript is spliced from 3 exons. NCBI's taxonomy places the organism in Eukaryota, Fungi, Ascomycota, Sordariomycetes, Glomerellales, Glomerellaceae. The coding region runs from base 1 to 2685 and encodes 894 amino acids.
AUGCCGAGCGACGAGGAAAACCCAGUGCUUUGGGGCUCGCCCGCGCAAACCGGCGCGGCCUUCGAUUUCCGAAGCGACGUGGUCACGACUCCAUCACAAGGCAUGCUCUUGGCCAUCGCUCGCACGACCCUCAACGACGAUGUCUACGGCGAGGAUUCAACAACGAAAAGCUUCGAGGAGGAAAUGGCCAAGACGUGUGGCCACGAAAGCGCCGCUUUCGUCCUCUCGGGCACCAUGGCGAACCAGCUUGCCAUCCGCUCACUCCUGCACCAGCCGCCGCAUGCCGUCCUCGCCGACGCCAGCGCGCAUAUCAUACAUUGGGAGGCCGGUGGCGUAGCGCACUUGUCGGGUGCGAUGGUUCAAGGGAUCCGUCCGCUGAAUGGUCUUUAUCUUACCCUCGAGGACGUCAAGAAGCAUGCUGUCCUGACGGAUGAUGUACACAAAUGUCCCACGCGGGUCGUCAGCAUCGAGAACACCAGUUCCGGGGUGGUUAUACCCCUGGCGGAGUUACAGAGAAUCAAAGCGUGGGCUUCAACGCAUGAGGUUGCCGUUCACAUGGAUGGAGCUCGACUAUGGGAGGCUGUAUCAGCAGGUGCGGGCGCGUUGGACGACUUUGGAAAGUGUUGUGACGUCUUGACGCUGGACUUUAGCAAGAACCUCGGUGCUCCUAUGGGUGCCAUGGUGCUGGGCCCAUCCGAGUUGAUCCGGAGACUGAAACGAAUCCGGAAGAGUAUUGGAGGUGGCAUGCGACAGGCCGGUGUUCUGGCUGCGGCAGCUCGGCAGGCGGUUGUUGAGAAUUUUGGGUUGGGAGGCAGAGAUACUAAGAGGGUCUUGAGGACCAGUCGUGUUCUAGCAGAGAGGGUUGGGAGGAUGUGGGUAGAGAGAGGGGGGAGGUUACUAAAGCCUAUCGAGACCAACAUGGCCUGGUUGGAUCUCAAGAGCUGCAACAUAGAAGUCAAGGAAUGGAAUGAUCUCGGGAAAAGGAAGGGAAUCAAGCUCGACGGGAAGAGGGUUGUGGUGCAUCAUCAGAUUGAUGAGAUGGCCAUGGAGCGUCUGGCUGGGGUGAUGAAUACAGCCCUUGGUCAUGUUGCAGAGGGCGGAAUUUUAAUCGCUGGGGCCGCGACAGCCCCCGUUCCGCCCAAGAUGAUGCAUCCGUCGCGACAGGCCUACGUGGAGGAGGCCAUGGACGAGGACAGAGGAAUCGCGCUCGAGGACAUUCCCGUCGACCAUGACUACGAGAUCCCUUCUGCGGCGUCCGGCGUGGCGCCUGAGAAAGCCUCCGCCGUUCUGGCGCAGAUGGAGAGGAAAAAGCUGGCCGCUAGCAUCGCGGUGCCUACCGACGACAACCGAGUGCGCGCGAGGCUCAGAGAGCUGGGCGAACCCAUAACACUAUUCGGAGAGGGCAAGCCCGAAAGACGAGACCGUCUGAGGAACCUACUUGCUAUUCAGAAGGAGAUGGACGAUGUCGAUGUCGAGAUGCAGGAGGCUGGAGACGAAGACGCGGACGACCAAGACGAAGAAUUCUAUACCCCGGGUGGCCCAGCAUUGUUACAAGCACGUAUCGAUAUCGUUAAAUACUCGCUCCCUAGAGCAAGACGACGAGUCCAGUUUCAGAAAGCAGAGUCGACAAUCCCCUUGCGCACGCACGUCAAGUUCCGAAAACAGAUUAAGGAGAAGUUGGAGGGCUUCGAGCUUCAGGGCAGUCAAACAGCUGGCGACCGAAAUGUCAGCAUGACGAGGUUAUCACCCAAUGGAGAGAUUGUCGCGGUGGGCAACUGGGGAGGAGGUCUGAAACUCAUCGAGGUGCCCAGCCUGGAGCAGAAGAUGAACCUGCGAGGACAUACCAACAAGAUCAGCGGUCUCUCAUGGUAUCCGGGCUCUACGCUGCCCGAAUCCAAUGUGUCUCCCAGCACUGUCAAUCUCGCGUCUGGAGGAGCCGAAGGUGUUGUGCAUCUGUGGGGACUUGAGCAAGACACACCGCUGUCGACACUCUCUGGCCACAGUGCUCGCGUAUCUCGUGUCGAGUUCCAUCCCUCUGGAAGGUAUGUGGCAUCUGCCUCAGAUGAUACGACAUGGAGACUCUGGGACGUAGAGACCACCGCGGAGCUGUUGCUCCAGGAAGGUCACUCGAGAGGUGUUUAUGCAGUGAGCUUCAACGCGGAUGGCUCCCUUUUGGCCAGCGCCGGCCUGGACAGCAUUGGUCGCAUCUGGGACUUGCGAUCAGGACGGACUGUCAUGAUUCUGGACGAGCACAUCCAACCGAUAUACGCCCUCGACUGGGGAUCGGAUGGACACCGAGUGCUGUCAGGAUCGGCAGACGGCUGGGUCAAGUGUUGGGACGUUCGGAAGGUUCAGAGGACGGCAAACCUGGGAGCUCACACAAAGGCCGUGUCUGAUCUCAGGUGGUUCAAGGGAACGGACGACCCGAUCGAUGGGCAUCCACCGGGGGUUGACGAGAGCGGUGCGCAGCAGCCCAAGAAGGCCGGCACAUUUUUCGUAUCUGGUGGAUUUGAUGCCAAGGUCAAAAUCUUCUCGGCGGACAACUGGGGAGUCAUCCAGACUCUAAGUGGACAUGCCGGUCCGGUUUCCAGUGUGGACGUGAGCAGAGACGGAAAGUGGAUUGUCAGUGGAGGGCAUGACCGGACGGUGAAGCUCUGGGGUCGCAAUGACGGCGAGGGAAUCUAG